Molecule: messenger RNA, 945 nt
Organism: Microtus oregoni (creeping vole)
Lineage: Eukaryota; Metazoa; Chordata; Mammalia; Rodentia; Cricetidae
Gene: Gp6
Product: glycoprotein VI platelet
Exons: 9
Source: RefSeq, a predicted model, not a curated record
AUGUCUCCAGUCUUACCUGCUUUCUUCUAUCUUGGGCUGUGUGUACUGCAAGCGAUGCAAGCCCAGAGUGGCCCAUUCCCUAAGCCUUCACUCUGGGCUGAGCCCAGUUCCCUGGUGGCCCUGGGGCAGUCAGUCACUCUGAGGUGCCAGGGGCCUCCGGUUGUGGAUUUAUAUCGCCUGGAGAAACUGAAAUCUCAGAAAUAUGAAGAUAAAAACUUUCUCUUCAUUAAGAGCAUGCAAACAAGCCACGCGGGACACUACCGCUGCUCAUAUCAGAAUGGGAGUCACUGGUCUCCCCCAAGCGACCACCUUGAGCUAAUAGCUACAGGCGUUUAUGAUAAGCCCUCCCUCUCAGCUUAUCCGAGCUCAGCAGUUCCUCCAGGCAGGAACGUGACUCUGCAGUGCCGGACUAAACAUGGUUUUGAUCAAUUUGCUCUACACAAAGACCAGGAUACUGGGCUUUAUAAGAAACAUGAGGGAUGGUACCACCGGGCUAAUUUCUCCAUCAUCAAAGUGACUGCUGCUCACAGCAGGAUUUACCGGUGUUACAGCUUUUCCAGCUCAUCUCCAUACUUGUGGUCAGCCCCCAGUGACCCCCUGGUGCUUGUGGUUACAGGACCCUCUGCCACUCCCAGUCAGGUACUCACAGAGGUACCAUCUCCCACAACAGAAUCCCCCAGGAGAUCUUCUUCCUUACCCUCAACCAAGGUAUCUACAGCUGAGAAGUCUAUGAAUAUCAUUGUCUCUCCAGAGGAGUAAAGUCCUCCAUUUGGGUUUUCCCACCAGCACUAUGGCAAUGGGAAUCUGGUUCGGAUAUGCCUUGGUGCCAUGAUUAUAAUAUUCCUGGUGGGGCUUCUGGCAGAGGAUUGGCACAGUCGGAGGAAACGUCCAUCACCCAGAAUCAGAGCUGUGCAAAGACCACUCCCACCCCUCCCACUGGCCUAG